AUUUCUGGCCUGCUGCUGUCCAGGCUGGGGUACAACUUGUUUGGGCGAAUGCGAUCCUAGCUGGAACCCCUGCGUGGAUUGUUGCUGUGCUCCUUGUGCCCGCCGCUAUCGCCGUUUCCCAUACUCGCUCAUACGGCACCAGAUCUAGUCAGAAGUCUUGGCUUCAGCCUUGACAGCCGCGUGUUCUGGAGAGUGACGACAACCGGCCACUCAGUCCUUGAACUCUGAAGCAUUCGUGCAUACUUCCACAUGUGUCGGUGACCGUCGCGGGUUGCCACAAAUUGCUCGCCCACUUUUGUCUGGGCUGCAGCUCUGAGUUCUUCACGCUAUCGGUUGAGCACCUGGCCACGUAAGCCCGCACUGUCGAUAUGGGUGCCGUGCUCUCCAUCCUCAACACGCUUGGGAUAGCCAUCAAGGUCCUGCUCCAGGCCAACAAAGACUUGCAGGAAGUCCUCCAGCGAGCCAGUCAAGCGCCAGGACUGCCAAAUCCCAAGCCUACAGCCUCGUACUGGCUCGAGGACCCUCCGUACCCAGAGCUCGUCGAUGCUCAGUCUCCAGUCCUGCCCGAGACUGCAGACAUUGUAAUCAUCGGAUCCGGUAUCACGGGAGCAGCGGUCGCUUGGUCGAUUCUGCAGCAGUUUGCCCCGUCGAGCCCUGGAACGACCGAUGGUGCAGACUACGAUGACAAGCAACAGCAGAAGGAUCACCAGUCUCGCCCACCUCGCAUCGUCGUGCUGGAGGCACGCAGCUUAUGCUCCGGCGCAACGGGCCGGAAUGGCGGCCACAUCAAGCCGUCUCCGCAUGAGACAUUUGCCGACCUCAAAGGUAGACUGGGACCCGCGAGGGCUGCUGAGUUGGUACGAUUCCAGUUGAAGCAUGUUGAGAUGCUGCCGAAGCUGUGCGCCAGCCAACAAUGGGACGCUGCCGAGUGCAGGCACGUCAAGACCAGCGACAUGUACAUUGACGAGAAGCACCGGGAUGGGUCAUUUUCUCAAGUCCGGGAGUUGAGAAAUUGGGUCCCCGAAUGCAAGAUUGACUGUCUUCACGAAGAGGAAGCACAAAAGACCUUGGGUGUCAAUAGCUUCAUCAAAGGGGCAAUCACCUACACGGCCGGUGCUCUUUGGCCAUUCCGGUUCGUGUCGUGCGUCUGGAAGUCUCUCCUUGAGGACUUUCCAGAUCACAUCUCGCUCGAAACGCACGCGCCAGUCACAUCCAUAGCAACCACGGCUUCAUCUUCUUCAGGGCAUGCUUACCAGGUCGGCACUCCGCGAGGCAUCAUAAAAUGUAGACACGUCGUCCACGCCACAAACGCCUUUGCUGGCCAGUACAUCCCCGGCUUCCGCGGGAAGAUCACGGGAGCUCUAGCACACAUGACCGCACAGAGGCCUGGCACCAAGUUUCCGCAGAGUGACGGCAGUCAGUCGUGGUCCCUUGUAUACGGCAACGCGUUCGACUACACAACGCAGCGACCGCAAGGCCCUGAUGGCUCAGCUGGUGACAUCAUGCAUGGCGGUGGACUAAAUCGUGGUGCCAACGAAGGCAUGAGUGCUUUUGGAGUCUGGGACGACAGCAUCACAGACCCGUUACCUAUGGCACAUCUAGGCGGUGUCCUGCCGACGAUUUUCGAGCCGAGCUGGGGUCCAGACGCGCCCGAGGGCCGCAUCAAGAAGAGCUGGACCGGCAUCGUCGCAGCAACGGGAGACUGGCUGCCAUUUGUCGGGCGGCUGGAUCCCACGCUGACUGGUCGUUCGCCUUUGAGCAGUGACUCAACAUCACAUUCCAGCUCCGGGGCAGGCCCCGGGUAUUCUGGAGUGCCUCCGGGCGAAUGGGUCUCGGCUGGAUAUUGUGGCGAUGGCAUGGUCUGGGCUUGGCUGUGUGGCACGGCAUUGGGACUCAUGAUCUCCGGCGCCGAGCUGCGGGAGCUGGCCGAGGCUCCAGGCCGUCCUGGUGGCCGGGUGGUUGACUGGUUCCCACAUGAGCUGCUUGCCACGCCGGCGAGAGUGAAGAAGGCUGGCCUAGAGGGGCUGGCUGAGAGAUUCGCAUGAACCGUGCUGAGAGUUUCUAUGUGAUCCAGGAAACCGCGGCUGGUCGCGAACCCAGAUCCGGUCUCGGAAUUGGUGUAUGUUGCUUCGGUUAGAUUACUCAAAUUAACGGAGUUCUACAUGUGAA
Microdochium trichocladiopsis is the source of this 2169-nucleotide messenger RNA. RefSeq names its product FAD dependent oxidoreductase-domain-containing protein. Lineage: Eukaryota; Fungi; Ascomycota; Sordariomycetes; Xylariales; Microdochiaceae. The record is from RefSeq and is a predicted model, not a curated record. The transcript has 3 exons. Gene Ontology annotation, cellular component: cytoplasm. Gene Ontology annotation, molecular function: oxidoreductase activity. Bases 369 to 2045 code for a protein of 558 amino acids.